Messenger RNA from Cheilinus undulatus (humphead wrasse), 2586 nucleotides. RefSeq names its product SERPINE1 mRNA binding protein 1a (gene serbp1a). The transcript is spliced from 9 exons. The coding region runs from base 116 to 1303 and encodes 395 amino acids. Gene Ontology annotation, cellular component: nucleus; cytoplasm. The record is from RefSeq and is a predicted model, not a curated record. Gene Ontology annotation, molecular function: mRNA 3'-UTR binding. Lineage: Eukaryota; Metazoa; Chordata; Actinopteri; Labriformes; Labridae.
ACCGCGCCGGAAGAGAAGAGGGUCCUUUUCCCAGCCAUCUUGUGGCUUCAUCUAGCGAAGUGUUCGCACCAAGCCUCGUAGAAUCGGAGGAAAAUCCUGCUGAAGGGGCGCCAUCAUGCCCGGACAAAUGCAAGAAGGUUUUGGCUGUGCCAUAACCAAUCGGUUCGACCAGUUAUUUGACGACGAGUCGGAUCCGUUUGAGCUGCUGAAGCAAGCUGAAGUGAAGAAGAAGGAGGCUCCUGCUCCUGGUGCCGCCAAGACUGCAGCACAGGCUGCCAAGCAGUCCAAAAAGGAGUCCCAAAAAGACAGAAAAGCCCCACUGGCAGAUAAGAAGGAGGAGACCCAGGCACCCGUCCCACUGAAGAAAGAUGGUGCCGGCAUGAGGAGAAUGGGCCGCAAGCCGGAGGGUGAUGGCUCCAGACCCCAGGGCGGCCAGGGAGAGGGGCGCCCCCUCACAGACAGGCGGCCAGCGGACAGGCGGCCCCCACGACGCUUUGAGAGGCCUGCCGGUGAAGCUGGAGACAAGCCUGAGGGAGGGGAAUUCUCAGUAGAGAAACCCAUUGGUGACAGGCCGAUGAGAGGACGUGGCGGCGGAAGAGGAGGCCGCGGAGGCAGAGGGCGCGGCAUGGGUCGCAGUGACGGCUUUGAUUCCAGAGGAAAGCGUGAAUUUGAUAGGCACAGUGGAAGUGACAAAUCUAGUCUGAAAGGUGAGGAGAAGCGUGGCGGCAGUGGAUCUCACAACUGGGGCACCGUCAAGGAUGAACUCAAUGAGCUCGACCAAUCAAACGUCACUGAAGAGAACCCUGAAGGAGAGGAGCAUCCACCUGCUGAUUCUGAGAACAAAAGGGAGAAUGAGGUUGAAGAAGUUAAGGAAGAAGGCCCCAAGGAGAUGACUCUGGAUGAAUGGAAAGCCAUGCAGGACAAGGAGAGGGCCAAAGUGGAGUUCAACAUCCGUAAGGCCAAUGAGGGAGCUACUUGGAACAAAGGAUUUGUGCUGCACAAAUCCAAGGCAGAGGAUAAAAAGGGCGAAGUGAUUGAGGCAGAGGUAGAGGAGCCCAAGGCUGAGGAUGAACACCACUUCCGAAAACCAGCCAAUGACAUCACGUCCCAGCUGGAGAUCAAUUUUGGAGAUCUGGGCCGUCCAGGCCGUGGCCGCGGUGGACCACGUGGUGGCCGGGGAGGCCGUGGCCGUGGUGCUCCAGCUGCUGGUGAAACAAGACCGGUCCGCGGAGGAAGGACUGACAAGUCAUCUGCGUCGGUGCCAAACGUGGACGACCCGGAGGCCUUUCCAGCCCUGGCUUAAGCCCAGCAGGUGUCUCUCAGGCCUACAGGAGUCUCUUAAGCACCUCCUCUACGAGGCUUGCAUGUUCCUGGAUCCUUCAGCAAAGUGAAAUGAUGGAGAAGACUGUCAUUAACUAUGGCACUCAACGUGAGGACUGAGUUUUACCCAAUAAAACAAAACAAAGUUGGAAAAAAACAACAAAAAUUAACAAAAAAACAAAAAAAGAAAAGGACUUCUUGCUACUCCGGAGCAACUUAUUGGUAGAGGUUUUGUACUUGGAAACAAAGUGGCAGGGAUGUUUUCAUACAGUAUUUUUUUCAGAGGUUAUGCAUUGUCCAUUGAUAAAUUUUUGUAAUUGCUGCUUGAAAAAAAUGCAUUAGAAAAUGUAAGCAUAAGAAGAGUGACUUUAGCUUGGUGUGAGCUAUUGCUUUUUCGCUUUGAAACGGGCACUGAGGAGCUCCUACCCAAGCUCAUUAGCUCUGCUGCACCAGGUGUUUCUGAAGAUGUUACAGCUUCACUCAUUGAGAUUUACAGAGUUUUUUUUCUUUAGCACUGGGGUAUUGUUUUAUAUUUUAUACAGGAGGUCUAUUCUUCUAUGAUCUUCGGCCUGUAAAUCUUAACUAUUUUCUUAAAUUCUUUCAGAGACUGUCUUUCACAUGGUGCAAAUAGGACACAUCUUGAUCCUUGAUCAAGUGAUGCUGCCUACAUUUGAAUGCAUUGAGUAGAACCUAAAUCUGCGUUAUGGUUCUUUUGUACUGAAGUGUUCCAGAGGAGAGGAACACUUUGGUGGUAACUCCUUAAUUUAAAGACAAUUACAAAGUGGAUUAAAUUGGAUCUAACAGAUACUUCAUGUGUUCUGAUUUACCGGUAUUUGGGUACUGCACAACACCUGAUCUCUCUUCCUUCCUGCUCAUUUCAUCCUUGAUCACGAGCUUUGUGCAAUUCAUUUAAUGCCUUUGUUUUGUACUUUGAGUGAUGCAGAGAGGAAGUGUCUUCAUACAGCAGAGAUGUGGCUGCAGUCCUCUGGAAGCGCUCAGGCCUUCUCUGUUCACACUCCACAUGAGCCUCCAUCACAGAUGUAAACUGAGCCUAGCUUCAGUUUAUUUCUGUAGUCUGUUCUGUGUUCAUCUUUUCCUCCACUGUUGACCCGCCCUGUAGCUUCCACAGUGGCAGCACUGCAUAAUUGCUCUGAAAGAAAUACAGCUGUUCAUUGUGUGGAACAACUGAAGUGCUCUACAAUGUGUGAAUCCCAGCCCUGCUAUUAGAGACCUCUGUCGGUAAAUAAAGAUGGUUGAUAAAUUUUU